Molecule: messenger RNA, 1338 nt
Organism: Physella acuta
Lineage: Eukaryota; Metazoa; Mollusca; Gastropoda; Physidae
Cellular component (GO): cytosol
Molecular function (GO): L-galactose dehydrogenase activity
Source: RefSeq, a predicted model, not a curated record
CCAGACUGCUGAGGGAAAAAAACCCGACUAGUUUAGAGUGGCUUCCCCUUCUUCGUUGAAAAUGAGUGCAGACGGCAUACGCUCUCAACUACCGGAGACGUACGUCGAAGGUUUUCAUGACCUCGACAGGGUCAAGGUCAUGCCCUACCGUCCCCUGGGCAACACAGGUCUCCACGUUUCACUGCUCAGCCUAGGUGGCAGCGCAGUGGGCAGCGUGUUUGGAGAGACGGACCUGGAGGAAUCUGUCCAUGUCGUCAGGACGGCCGUGAAGUCGGGGAUCAACUACGUCGACACGGCACCGUGGUAUGGACAGGGCAAGUCUGAGACUGUUCUAGGGAAGGUGCUGCCCUCCCUGCCCCGCUCCAGCUACUACGUGUCCACUAAGGUCGGCCGCUACGAGCAGGACGUGGAGCGGAUGUUCGACUUCUCGGCCGAGAGAACUCUGGCCAGUGUGGACGAGAGUCUCCAGAGGUUGGGGCUGGACUAUGUUGACGUCAUACAGGUCCACGACAUGGAGUUCGCCCCCUCACUUGAUAUAAUAAUCAACGAAACGCUGCCAGCACUGCAGAAGGUCAAGGACAUGGGAAAGGUCAAGUUUAUAGGGAUAACAGGAUACCCACUCAACAAUUUUAAAAGUGUUUUAGAGAGAUCCACGAUAAAGAUUGAUCUUGUCUUGACCUACUGCCGAUCAACCAUGAACGACAACUCACUCAAAAGUUGGCUCCCCUAUUUCAAGAGUAAAGGAGUGGGUGUGGUGAACGCCUCCCCCACCAGCAUGGGUCUGCUGUCUGAGAGAGGACCCCCAGCCUGGCACCCUGCCCCAGAGAAUAUUAAACUAGCCUGUGCCAGGGCUGCUACUUACUGCCAGGACCAGGGUGUUGAUAUAACCAAACUGGCUAUAAAAUUUACAUUAGAACAAGAGGGAAUCCCUACAACUCUACUCAGCACUGCCAGCUUGACUGAGCUCCAGAAGAACCUGGUCACUGUGUCCACCCCACUGACUGACAAGGAACAACAAGUGUUGAAUGAUGUUAUAGAAAAGUUUAUGGCUCCAUUAAACAACGCCAACUGGGAGGGUGUGGAAGUUGCUGAGUACUGGAAACAGCUGAAACGGCUCAAGAAUGAGGGAUAAAAAUUAAUGUAAAUCAAUCACACAAGGAACCCAAGCUUGAGUGAUUGAGUGGGAGAACAUUUUUUUACAACAGUUGAUUUUAUUUGUGGGUUGUUGUUUUAGUCUGGUGAUUUCUAUGAGGGUAAAGACAGGUAAUAAAAUCUUUAUAGCAGAUUGUCUUUAGGUAACCCUAGGAAAUGUGACAAUACAGACUACAUUUUACCUCC